AUGGAAGUUUUAACUCCUGCUGAAAAGUUUAAGUUAGUAUUAGAUUUAAUCACAAAGAUUCCCGAGUUUGAUGGGAAUAGUAAAAAUUUAGUUGAUUUCCUGGACAGGGUAGAUUGUAUUAUUCAUACUGUUGAGUCAUUUGAAGAAUCCGCAAAAGUAAUUCUUGUUGGGUAUGUUAAAGAUAAAAUUACAGGCAAAGCUAGGUGCCAAUUGCAAAGACAUGGCAGACUUACAACUUGGGCUGAAAUUAAGGAAGUUUUAAAAAACAAUUUUGGCGAACGAAUGUCAAUCGAAAAACUUAUAGAUAGUAUUCGCACAGCAAGAGUUUCUACAACAAUUGAGGAUUAUUAUAACAAAAUUAAUAUUUUAUUAAGUAGGAUAUAUAGCGUUUACCUGUUAGCAAAUAAUGCAAAUGAAAUGACUCAAACGAUUGAGUCUAAUCAGAGGAUUGCACUUCAAGCGUUUAAAUAUAAUCUUCCAGAGCCAACAAAAUCUAUAAUUCUUAGUAGAAACCCAAAUUCAUUGCGUGACGCAUUUAAAAUAAUACAGGAACUUAACCACCAACGACUUGGUCCUAGCACGGGUCGCAAUGAUGUAGGUAGUAGUUAUAAUAAUUCUAGGUCGAACUAUAACUCAUUUUCACGGAAUAACAAUUCUUCUCGAGGUCAUAAGCAUAACAGACAAUACAAUAACUAUAACUAUGGUGGCUCAUCUGGUUCAAAUUAUUCUUCUACUAACCAAAAUAAUAAUGGUAGUCAGAAUGGAAAUUCACGUUCAAAUCAAAAUAAUAAUUUUAAUCAGAGUGGACAAUCACGUCGAAGCUUCAAUAAUAAUACCAGUGGCCAAUCUCGUCAAGUCAACAACAAUGCAAAUAGUAAUCAAUCUCGAAACACAAACAGAAAUAGGCAGGCCGAUAACCAUGAGCAAAUGGAUAUUUCGCUUAAUGAACAGGGUGAUACUGAAAAUGGCCGUUCUGGAAAUAAUAAUCAGAAUUUUCAAAGGGGUCGAAGAAACAAUUACCCUAUAUAG
This is a messenger RNA of Eupeodes corollae, 1029 nucleotides long. Its product is annotated as probable serine/threonine-protein kinase clkA. Bases 1 to 1029 code for a protein of 342 amino acids. The transcript has a single exon. Lineage: Eukaryota; Metazoa; Arthropoda; Insecta; Diptera; Syrphidae. The record is from RefSeq and is a predicted model, not a curated record.